AUGAAGUCAUCACCAACUCAUUUCUUCUUUAAACAUAAUAGUAUGCUUCUAAGGCUUCUUAUAUUCAUACUAGGCAUUUGCUCAAUAAACAGAAGUAACCUCUGUUGUGACCAACUUUUUGUCACCCCUUCAAGCUUCUCAGUGAUUCAAUCAUCACUGAAACAGUUAACUAUUGAAGGGUGCUUUAGUUUCAAGAAUUUCGAUCAUGUCGCGAAGGAUUUCGGCAACAGAUAUCACUUCCUUCCAUCAGCUGUUCUGUAUCCGAAAUCGGUUUCAGACAUAUCAUCCACUUUAAAACAUAUUUUUGACAUGGGAACAACAACUGACCUAACUGUUGCUGCUAGAGGACAUGGUCACUCUCUAGAAGGACAAGCUCAAGCUUACCAGGGAGUAGUGAUCAGCAUGGAAUCGCUUCGAGCACCAGCGAUGCGUUUCCACCAUGCAGGGGAACUGCCUUUUGUUGAUGUCUCUGCUGGAGAGCUUUGGAUAAACAUCCUGCAUGAAAGUCUUAAACUUGAAUUAACACCAAAAUCUUGGACUGAUUAUCUUCACCUUACAGUUGGAGGUACUUUGUCGAAUGCCGGAAUCAGUGGGCAAGCAUUCAAACAUGGACCUCAGAUCAAUAAUGUCUACCAACUUGAAGUUGUCACUGGUAAAGGAGAGGUGAUUACUUGUUCAAAGGAGCAGAAUGCUGACCUGUUCUAUGGUGUACUAGGAGGACUAGGCCAGUUUGGUAUCAUCACAAGGGCUAGGAUUGCUCUUCAACCAGCACCUAAAAAGGUCAAGUGGAUCAGAGUGCUGUAUUCAGAUUUCUCAACAUUUUCCAAUGAUCAAGAACAGUUGAUAUCAUCCAAGGAUUCUUUCGACUAUGUAGAAGGAUUUGUCAUUAUCAAUAAAACAGGAUUGCUGAACAACUGGAGGUCUACUUUCAAUCCUAAAGAUCCACUUCUAGCCACAAAGUUCAGUUCAGAAGGAAAAGUUCUCUACUGCCUAGAAGUUGCCAAAUACUUCAAUCCAGAAGAGACACCUAAUACUGAUCAGAAUAUCGAUGUCCUCUUAUCUAAGUUGAGUUAUAUCAAAUCCACGCUUUUCCAAUCAGAAGUCUCCUACGUGGAGUUCCUUGACAGAGUCCACGUGUCUGAGAUGAAACUCCAAGAGAAGGGGUUAUGGGAUGUCCCUCAUCCAUGGCUAAACCUUUUAAUUCCAAAGAGCAGGAUUCAUGACUUUGCACAAGAAGUUUUUGGGAAGAUUCUUACUGACACUAGCCAUGGGCCUAUACUCAUUUACCCAGUCAACAAAUCAAAGUGGAUAAAAGGAACAUCAAUGGUUACACCUGAAGAAGAUGUCAUGUAUUUAAUAGCAUUUCUAUCUUCUGCCAUGCCAUCUUCAACAGGAAAGGAUGGACUAGAACAUAUUCUAAAUAAGAACAAGAAGAUACUGAACUUUUGCAAUAAAGCACACAUUGGAAUGAAACAGUAUUUGCCACACUACACAACACAGGAAGACUGGAAAGUUCACUUUGGCCCUCGAUGGGAAACAUUUGCUAGGAGGAAAUCCACUUAUGACCCUUUGUCUAUCUUAGCUCCUGGACACAGAAUUUUUGAAAGAGCAUCACUCCUUAAACAAUAUUAA
Solanum lycopersicum (tomato) is the source of this 1632-nucleotide messenger RNA. RefSeq names its product cytokinin oxidase/dehydrogenase-like 5 (gene CKX5). Gene Ontology annotation, molecular function: cytokinin dehydrogenase activity; FAD binding. Gene Ontology annotation, biological process: cytokinin metabolic process. Lineage: Eukaryota; Viridiplantae; Streptophyta; Magnoliopsida; Solanales; Solanaceae. The record is from RefSeq and is marked provisional.